This is a messenger RNA of Podarcis raffonei (Aeolian wall lizard), 1055 nucleotides long. Its product is annotated as keratin, type II cytoskeletal 3-like. Gene Ontology annotation, cellular component: intermediate filament. Lineage: Eukaryota; Metazoa; Chordata; Lepidosauria; Squamata; Lacertidae. The transcript is spliced from 2 exons. The coding region runs from base 39 to 536 and encodes 165 amino acids. Gene Ontology annotation, molecular function: structural constituent of cytoskeleton. The record is from RefSeq and is a predicted model, not a curated record.
UCAUUCAUCUCCAGCUCCUCCAAGAGACAGACUCAACUAUGGCUAACUGUGGACCUUCCUGCGCCGUCCCAUCUUGCGCUUCCACCCCAGUCGUUGGUUUUGGAUCAGCCGGUGGUCUUGGCGGUGGCCUUGGUGGUGGAUUUGGCGGUGGAUUUGGCUAUGGUUCUGGCUAUGGCUCCGGUGCCCUGGUUGGAUCCGGCGUCCCAUCUGCCAGUCUUGGUAUUCUUUCUGGAGUCCAGCCUUCAUGCGUCAACCAGAUCCCACCAGCAGAGGUCGUCAUCCAGCCACCUGCCGUCAUCGUGACCAUCCCAGGACCCAUCCUAUCUGCCAGUUGUGAGCCUGUGGCUGUCGGAGGCAACACCCCAUGUGCUGCUGGUGGUUAUGGAUCCGGAUUUGGCAGCGGAUUUGGUGGUGGAUAUGGCAGAGGGCUCUAUGGUGGUGCAGGUCUUCUGGGGUCUAGCUCUGGUGGUUUGGGGGGCCGCGGCCGUUAUGGGUUUGUGGGGCGUAGAGGCAGCAUCUGCUAUACCCCCUGCUAAGCUCUCACGGUCUGUCAACAAGGAGGAAAGAAAAAGAGAUCUGUGGUGGACUAUUUCGGUCUGAUUUUAGAUAUGCUGAGCCCCCAAACUCCCUAGGCAAUCCCAAUGGGAGCUGGGAGAGUGUUCUGCAUCCCUUGUAAUCAGGCCCAUCUAGAACAUGCAGCUGUUUCCAGUUUAAUUUUAUCUCACUUUCCCCUGCUAGUUACUAUGAUUUAUUUGCCUAUGUCUCUUUGAAACACACCAAUUCGCAUUGGGAAGAAAAGCACAAGAUCCAUUCACUAUGUCUAUGAAAUUAGCAUGCAAGUGUAAAUAUGGGUAAUUGGGACUUAAUGUAAAGGAAGGUGGAAAGAAUGUUCUAUACAUGUAGAACCCCCUACUCUUCUUCCAGCCUGAAAAAAAUAAUGCUAAAGGAGAAGCUGUUCACUGGAAUGUGUUCUUUUUUGCUUUAUUGUCUUCCAGUAUGCUUAGUAUUCACUUGAAUACUUUUACUGUUUGAAAUUCCCAAUAAAACUUUUUCUG